AGUGACUCCUCCUAGGAAAGAUAACCAGCUCUCCAGACUCUCUGGGAUCCAACUUCCGCUCCACCUCGGUCUGAAGCACUGGAGAGCUCUGGAAGACUCAAACUCCUGUAGCCCGUCCAGAGGGAUCUGCACCAGGAGGCUUUUAAGUCAACAACAGGAAGCAGAAAGACUCUUAUGAAGGUACAUAAAGCAGAGGCCACUAUGGAGAAUCAUGUGACACAGAUUGCCCGAGAGGACCUGGAAGAUCUCCGAGAAGCCUUUAAUAAAAUUGAUAUUGACAACAGCGGUUAUGUCAGCGACUUUGAGCUCCAGGAGCUGUUCAGAGAGGCGAGUUUCUCCCUGCCGGGGUACAAGGUGCGAGAGAUCAUCGAGGCCUUCAUGAGAGGAGACUCCAACAAGGACGAGAAGAUCAGCUUUGAGGAAUUUGUUUCUAUCUAUCGAGAACUGAAGAGCAAGGAGCUCAGUGAGACGUUUAAGAAAACCGUAACAAGGAGAGAUGGGAUUCGUUCUUUCGGAGGGAUGUCAGAGAACUCCAGCGCGGGAACGCAACACUCCUACUCCGAUGAGGAGAAGGUGGCGUUUGUCAACUGGAUUAACAAAGCUUUGGAUAAAGAUUCAGACUGCCAGCAUCUGCUGCCCAUGAACCCCAGCGACGACAGCCUCUUCACUUCUGUCCGCGAUGGCAUCCUCUUAUGCAAGAUGAUCAACCUGUCUCAGCCUGACACGAUUGACGAAAGAGUCAUCAACACUAAGAAACUCACCACCUUCAAAAUGACGGAGAAUCUAGUCCUGGCUCUGAACUCAGCCUCAGCAAUCGGCUGCACGGUGGUGAACAUCGACGCUCAUGACCUGAUGGCUGGGAAACCCCAUCUGGUCCUGGGUUUACUCUGGCAGGUUAUCAAGGUUGGCCUCUUCGCUGAUAUAGAAAUCAGCAGGAACGAAGGUCUGAUUGGCCUUCUGAGAGAUGGGGAGCAGCUGGAGCGUCUGUUGGCUCUUUCCCCUGAGGACUUACUGCUCCGCUGGGUCAACUAUCACCUACAGAACGCAGGAACAAGCACCAUCAACAACUUCAGUGAAGAUAUCAAGGACUCGCGUGCCUACUUCUACCUGUUGGACCAGAUUGCUCAGCAUGAAGAGAAUGACCACAAAAUGAGCGUCAAAAUUGACAUGAGUGGCCUCAGUGAGCGUGACUUAGAGAAGAGGGCUGAGCUGAUGCUGCAACAGGCGGCCCGGUUGGACUGCAGACAGUUUGUCUCUCCUCAUGACGUCACAUCUGGAAACAGUAAACUCAACUUGGCCUUCGUGGCCAACCUUUUCAACAUGCAUCCUUCUCUGCAGAGGGUUCAUAUCAACGGCAUGGACACUGCACACAUAGAGGGUGAGACCAAAGAAGAGAAAAUAUUUCGAAACUGGAUGAACUCUCUGGGCGUCUCUCCAUAUGUCAACCACCUGUACUGGGACCUCUGUGAUGGUUUGGUGAUCCUGCAGCUUUUAGAGAAGGUUAAUGUGCAUGUGAACUGGAAGAAAGUCAACCAGCCGCCUUAUCCUGCCCUGGGGGCCAAUAUGAAGAAGCUGGAGAACUGUAACUACGCUGUGAGACUGGGAAGGGAUGUCGCUCACUUCUCUCUGGUCGGCAUCGGAGGAGAAAACUUGAACGAGGGGAGUCCAAUGCACACCCUGGCGCUGGUUUGGCAGCUGAUGAGGAGGUACACAGUGCUGGUUCUGUCAGAUCUGGGUGACGGAGAUAAGGUUGGAGAUCAGAUUAUCCUCAACUGGGUGAACAAAACCUUGAGCGAGAAACGCAAGGACACACAGAUCAGCAACUUCAAGGACCAACUGAUCAGCACCAGCCUGCCAGUGAUUGACCUGAUCGACGUCAUCGCUCCCGGUACCGUCAGGUGGGAAAUGGUGAAGAGAGGAGAGAGAGGAGUGCUGAGGCAGGCCGACAAACUCAACAACGCCAAGUACGCAAUCUCAUUGGCCCGUAAGAUCGGCGCUCGUGUCUACGCGCUGCCAGACGAUUUGGUGGAAGUGAAUCCCAAGAUGGUGCUGACGUUGUUUGCCUGUCUCAUGGGCCACGGUUUGAAAAAGGCCAACCACUGAAACAGACACGAACAAACCAUGUGAAAACCAACCACCAAUAUUCAUUUUGUUUCUGUGCGCUUUUCAGCUUUAUGUGUGCAACUUUUUUCGUCAUUCAAAUCGCUUUUCUUUGACCUUUCUGUGAUCGUCAGACAAAACAAGAGAAUCAAAACAAGUCACUCUCUGCUAUUCCUUUCAUCAAUAAGCCUUGUCAGCAGCAAAACCACCACAUUUGUUUGUUAUCUGUGAUUUUAUAAAAUAUCUGCUCUCUGCUGUAUUAUAUUUAAUAGGGCAUUACAUCUGUUUACUUUAUCUGCUAUAUAACCAAAAAAUGAGAUACAGCACACACCCCUAUUCUUUGUCUAUAAAUGUUGUGCAUUGAAUGUUGCUAUUUAAUUAUUAAAGAGAAUCUGUUAAAUGUACU
Scatophagus argus is the source of this 2506-nucleotide messenger RNA. RefSeq names its product plastin-1-like. Bases 175 to 2103 code for a protein of 642 amino acids. NCBI's taxonomy places the organism in Eukaryota, Metazoa, Chordata, Actinopteri, Scatophagidae. Gene Ontology annotation, biological process: actin filament bundle assembly; actin filament network formation. The record is from RefSeq and is a predicted model, not a curated record. Gene Ontology annotation, molecular function: calcium ion binding; actin filament binding. Gene Ontology annotation, cellular component: actin filament bundle; actin filament; cytoplasm. The transcript has 16 exons.